Messenger RNA from Manis pentadactyla (Chinese pangolin), 9145 nucleotides. RefSeq names its product junction mediating and regulatory protein, p53 cofactor (gene JMY). Gene Ontology annotation, biological process: intrinsic apoptotic signaling pathway by p53 class mediator; 'de novo' actin filament nucleation; Arp2/3 complex-mediated actin nucleation. The transcript is spliced from 11 exons. NCBI's taxonomy places the organism in Eukaryota, Metazoa, Chordata, Mammalia, Pholidota, Manidae. Gene Ontology annotation, molecular function: actin binding; Arp2/3 complex binding; transcription coactivator activity. Gene Ontology annotation, cellular component: nucleus; cytoplasm. The record is from RefSeq and is a predicted model, not a curated record. Bases 824 to 3799 code for a protein of 991 amino acids.
CCACUGUUCUUCUUUUCCCGGAGUUUGGAGGCCACCUAUCCGCGGAGCACACCUGUCACUCUAACUGACUCGGCAGCCGGCAGGCAGCGGGUCGCUGGCUCCAGCCCGCUGGAGGAGGAGGCUGCGCGGAAGGAAGGAAAGAGUCGGCGCGCGGCCGCUUGCAGGCGUGGGUGGGGACGCCAAGGGGCGGCGGCGGCGCGCGCGGGCGGGGUGUGCGCGCCGCCGCCGCCGCCGCCGCCGCCGCGUCACCAGCGUGCGGCACGUGCCCGUGUUUACGUCCCUCGUGGAGCCACGAACGUCAGCAGCCGAAUGGCAACAUUAUGGCAAUAGUGAGGCUUAGAGUUUAGAAGACGCUUCCAUCAGUGGGCCCAGCUCCUGGCGGUGGGGAAGAGGAGGAGGGGCGGGAACAACGGCCCGGACGAGCGGCGGAGACGCACACACCGCCGGCCCCGACCGCCUACCGGCCUACCCGGCCCCGCGGGACCCGCGCCUCACCUUCGGAGCGCCGCAGACGCAGCACCGCGGCCUCGCGCUGGGGGCAGCGCCGCAGCGCGAGGCUUGUAAACAGAUCCGACCGCACGUGACCAUGUGAACUACCUGCUCUGGGGACGCGUAUUGUCUUUCCUACGAGCGGCGCCACAAAGGAGCGCGGAGGGUCCGAGUGCUGAGGAUCGGGUAAGCGAGAGGGGAGAGCCGGCCGGCGCACUAAGAUGGCUGAAGGCGCCCGGAGAGGGUGAGCGGGGGGCGCGGCGCAGCCAGCCGGUGAGUCCUCAGGCGGGCAGGACCGGCGGCGCCUCCCCCGAGGACUGGCGUCGGAGCCACCAUGUCGUUCGCGCUCGAGGAGACGCUCGAGUCGGACUGGGUGGCCGUGAGGCCCCAUGUAUUCGACGAACGUGAGAAGCACAAGUUCGUCUUCAUUGUGGCCUGGAAUGAGAUUGAGGGCAAGUUUGCCAUAACCUGCCACAACCGAACGGCCCAGAGACAGAGGAGCGGCUCCCGGGAGCAGGCGGCGGUGCGAGGGGGCGCCGAUGCCGGUGCCCUCGCGUCCGACGGGGCCCGCGCGCCGGGAAGCCCGGCGGUCAAGGGCCGACCGGAGGCCACUGCCUCUGCUACUCUGGGCAGAAGCCCGGGGUCCCGGAGGAGCCCGGCCUGGGCAGAGGGCGGCUCUCCUCGGAGCGCGCGGAGCCUGCGGGGGGACCCGCCGCUGCGGAGUGUGGCCGGCAAAGGGGCGGAGAGCCCCCUCAGGAGCCCGGUGAAGGCCAAGAAUAGCCCGGUGCGGAGGGGAUCCGAAGGCCGAGAUUUCGCGGGGGCCGCUCUGGCAGUCCCGCCGGCGCCCAGAGAGGGCCCGGUGUCUUUGGUGCGGGUAGUGAGCGCCUGCGGCGCGGUAUCCGAAGAGAUCGAGGUGCUGGAAAUGGUGAAGGAGGAUGGGGCGGCCUCGGCGUCGUUGGCGCCCUCGAACGCGGAGCAGCCGCCGUCCGCAGUCGAGCUGGAGUCCCCGGCCGAGGAGUGCAGUUGGGCCGGGCUCUUCUCCUUCCAGGAUCUGCGCGCUGUGCACCAGCAGCUGUGCUCCGUGAACUCGCAGCUGGAGCCCUGCCUGCCUGUGUUCCCCGAGGAGCCCUCGGGCAUGUGGACCGUGCUGUUCGGCGGCGCCCCAGAGAUAACUGAACAGGAGAUCGACACUUUGUGUUACCAGCUUCAGGUCUACCUGGGCCACGGCCUGGACACCUGCGGCUGGAAGAUUCUUUCCCAGGUACUCUUCACCGAGACGGACGACCCCGAGGAGUAUUAUGAAAGUCUUAGCGAGCUGCGGCAGAAGGGCUACGAGGAGGUGCUUCAGCGGGCCAGGAAGCACAUCCAGGAGCUCUUGGAUAAGCACAAGAAUACAGAGAGCAUGGUGGAGCUUCUGGACUUGUAUCAGAUGGAGGAUGAAGCCUAUAGCAGCCUUGCAGAAGCCACAACUGAACUCUAUCAGUAUUUACUGCAGCCAUUCAGAGACAUGAGAGAACUUGCCAUGCUACGAAGACAGCAGAUCAAGAUUUCCAUGGAGAAUGAUUAUCUGGGUCCGCGGAGAAUUGAAAGUCUACAAAAAGAAGAUGCUGAUUGGCAGCGGAAAGCUCACAUGGCUGUGCUGUCAAUUCAGGAUCUUACUGUGAAAUAUUUUGAAAUAACAGCUAAAGCUCAAAAAGCUGUAUAUGAUCGAAUGCGAGCAGAUCAGAAGAAAUUUGGUAAAGCAUCAUGGGCAGCAGCAGCUGAACGUAUGGAAAAACUCCAGUAUGCAGUUUCUAAGGAGACUCUGCAGAUGAUGAGAGCUAAAGAGAUCUGUUUGGAACAGAGGAAACAUGCACUAAAAGAAGAGAUGCAGAGUUUGCAGGGUGGUACAGAAGCCAUAGCCCGGUUGGAUCAGUUAGAAGCUGAUUAUUAUGAUCUGCAACUUCAGUUGUAUGAAGUACAAUUUGAAAUCUUAAAGUGUGAAGAGUUACUAUUGACAGCACAACUGGACAGCAUCAAAAGGCUUAUAUCCGAAAAGAGAGACGAAGUGGUGUACUAUGACACUUACGAAAGCAUGGAGGCUAUGCUGGAGAAGGAAGAGAUGGCAGCAUCUGUGCAUUUGCAGAGAGAAGAACUACAGAAACUUCAGCAGAAAGCACGACAGCUGGAAGCAAGACGUGGACGGGUUUCUGCCAAGAAAGCCUACCUCAGAAAUAAAAAGGAAAUUUGUAUUGCAAAACACAAUGAAAAAUUUCAACAGCGCCUUCGGAGUGAAGAUGAAUAUAAAACUCAUCACACAGUACAGCUAAAGAGAGAGAAAUUACAUGAUGAAGAAGAAAGAAAAAGUGCAUGGGUUAGCCAAGAAAGACAGAGAACACUGGAUAGACUUCGAACUUUUAAACAGAGGUACCCAGGGCAAGUCAUACUUAAAUCAACCAGAUUGCGACUCACUCAUGCAAGAAGGAGAAGUGCAGCCAGUCCUGUGCCUUGCGAGGAGCAGUGUGACUCUCUACCAGGAGUGCUCCAGGUGGAAGAGAAGAGUGAAGAGGUGGAGGAAGGAAGAGGUGAGCCUGGGUCAUCAAAGACAACAGAAGCUCAAAACCUCACACAACUUGAAGAUACUUCAUUUGCACAACUUGAAGCUGCUUCGUUACCUCUCAGUGGUGUUACCUCUGAACUGCCUGCCACUGUAUCUCUUCCACUUUUAAAUAAUACUGACCUUGAACCAGGUUCUGUUACUAUAGAUCCACUCCCACCACCUCUUCCUCCAACACCCCCUCCUCCCCCACCACCCCCUCCUCCCCCUCCACCCCCACCUCUGCCUGUUGGUAAGGACAGCUCCCCAGAGACACUGGAGAAAGGUCUGCCAAGAAUGGAGGGGAAUGAGAAGAGGAUCCCGAAGUCUGCGAGUGCCCCCUCGGCGCACCUCUUUGACAGUAGCCAGCUGGUCAAUGCCAGGAAGAAGCUUAAAAAGACUGCUGAAGGUUUGCAGAGGAGGAGAGUGAGCUCACCCAUGGAUGAGGUGCUAGCUUCCUUGAAACGGGGUAGUUUUCAUCUGAAAAAGGUUGAACAGCGGACUUUGCCUCCUUUUCCUGAUGAAGAUGAUAGUAAUAAUAUCUUGGCACAAAUAAGGAAAGGUGUAAAAUUGAAGAAGGUACAGAAGGAUGCUUUGAGAGAAUCCUUCACACUUCUGCCGGACACAGACCCUCUAACACGGAGCAUCCAUGAAGCUCUUAGAAGAAUCAAAGAAGCAUCCCCUGAGUCAGAGGAUGAGGAGGAAGCUUUGCCUUGCACAGACUGGGAAAACUGACAAGUGACUUUACAGAAAGAAAAAACACCUUGAAAAACAGUUGAAGAUCCAUUGAUACUCUGUUGGAAAACAAAAUUUUAACCACUUGAUUCCACAGAUCCAAUCUGUAUUGGCUCAGUGAUGUGAAAAAAAAAAAAAGGAAGCACUUUUGGCAAGUUACCAUUUUUCCAGUCAUUCCAAUAGAUGGUUAACAUGAGUGUUACAUGUUCAAUGUUCCUGACUUCAGUGAAGAAGAGACCUUGCAGAGGUUCCUGUUUUUUAAAGCACCUUUCCCUCCUGUCCACCCAUUUAUGUUCUUGUAGUGGCCAGUAAAGCUUAGGGGUUGCUCUGAGCUGGAAGAACACUGGGUUGACAGAGACCUACUGUAAAGUGUAUUGGGACCGCUUUGAAAUCCAUCUUUCAGUGCACUGAAUAGUCAUUUGCUUGAAAACACAGAGCUGCUUCCAUGUCAGCUAAAAAGUUUACCAUAAUAUCUGUAGGAUACGAAUUGAAAGAAAAUCAGAUGGAAAUGCACUGAGAAUUUCCACAUUACUCAUCUCCAAACGGGAAAUUUUCACAAAGGUGUUCAACAGCAUCUGAAAAACAUACAUAACCAUGGAGAUACACCUAUUAAUGUGUUUAUUUACCACACAUUUGACAUGCAUAUUUUUAGAAAACCACACACUUUUACACUUGGUAAGGUUUCGGAAUAAAAAUUUCUGUGCUUUUAAAUAGUUCUUUAUAAUUGUGAAUUUAUAAUAGUUUGAAUUUUAUGUGCAGUUUUGUCUAGGAGAAGCAGUAGUCUGUAAUUAGAUAAUAUUUCAAAUUAUUUUUAGUCUUUUGUUUGAACUGUUGCUUGAUUAGUGUAACUCCACAUGACUUUCCUACUGAGAAUCAGAAAUCAGAACUCAACAACAGGGAUGCAGAUCUCAAGUCUUUUUACCAUACAACCCUUUAAGUUUUUAUUUUUAUGCUCUACAGUGAAAAGUGUUCUCUACAAAUACACAGAAAGUAGACAGGUAGAAAAGCCUCCCUGGCUGGCAUUUCACUCUUUUCACAUGCCUUGAGUGGGGUUUUGGGAGAUAGCCUUUGUAUUGUCACAGAAUUUAAAAACAUGUAGUUCUAGGUGCCGAUUUUGCUAUAUUGAAGUCCUGAAGGAUGUGCUUACAUGAAUGAAGCUGUUACGAUCCUCAGCAGGACUGUCGUGGGCCUGAAUAAAGGUAGAGAUGUUGGACCCCAUUAUAGUACUCUGGAAAGUACUAUAAGAUAGAUCUUGGCCUUUAUGUGAAGGGAAUUAAAACUGGAGUAUCGAAAAGAACUUUUUUCUUAUGAGGGAAUUCUCUGGCCUAGACCCAAAAAGCAGUCCCAGAGUAAAAGCUCUCCAAAGUGUAUAAAUUGGUUUCCUGGAGGAAAAAAGAUCACUUUUGUCAUUUUAAAAUGUUAUUUCCUUUAAGUAAUCAUGGAGAAAGCUUUCUGACAACAGGUAGCAUAAAAAUCCUUGUGCUUAAAAGCUGGUAAUGUACUUACUGAUAAGACUAAUUAGGAGCCUUAGCACAGCAUUUUCACAAUACAUUGGUUUUAUGCUGGCAUUAUUCCCACAUGUUGUUGCAGGAGGUUAGAUUUUUUUUCCUAUGAAUCUUCAGUGAAGAAUCAAAGCAUGCUUUUUAACCCAAAAAAUGAUUGGUUUAAUAUAUAUACAUUUUAAAUUGUUUAGCAAAUUUGUGAAACAUACAAAAAAUCAUAUCUAUUUCAUGCCUUUGGAUGCUUUUUGUAAUUUUUUUUUAAAUUUAUUGACAUUUAGAAAAAAUGCAGGAGGAUCUAAUACUAAAUUAACAGCAAAAGCAUUGGAACUUGCAUAGGUUCAGAAGGAAUUGCUACCCAUUCAGUGUUAACAGUUUAGAUUCCAUUAACAGGCUUACUUAUAAGAGGGUCCUGUGAUCCAUCUUCCUGAGCCAUGUAGUAAAGUCUCUAGACAGUAACGGAGGGAGUACAGAGCCCUGUAAAUCCUUGUAGGGUUGGCUUCACAGCUCUAAGCACAUCCCAGUGUAGCACUCCAUGAAGGUCAUCUCACACUGAAAAGUGAGUAGAUUACCAAAAGCCUUGUUAGUAGCCAACUGUGCUCAUUUUCUGGUAAAUAACUUUCUUCAGUGUACCUACCCAUUUCCCCUACUCAAUAUUCAGGUUCCUAUUUCCACAAAAUUACAUUACUGCAGAUCAUCAACCUUUGGAGUUCUUAUAAAUAACAUUAAAAUUUCAAAUAACUACAGUCCACUUGUCCAUCAAGAUGAGAUUCCAGUUAAAUCCUCAUGUUAACUUUAACAGUUUCAGAACUGGCAAAAAUUACGUAAGUGUGGUCAAAUCCCUCCACCCUCACCCCUGACCCUUCACCCUAAUAAAAUUAGCAUCUUUGGCCUUAGUGUUAAAUUUGCAUAUAUUUAGUUAUGAUGGUACUUAGAUGAUCACGUUUCCAGUUCCAGACUUGCCCAUACCAUUUAUAUGGUUGAAAAUAUCUGACAGUUAUAUUUCUGUUAAUGUAACAUUUCUGUAUUAAGUCCACACCAAACAGCUGCUUGCUUAGCUGAAUCAAUUUAGAAGUCACUUUACCAACCUAGCCUCAGCUGCAAUGUAUUUAAAAUAAGGAAAUAAGUAGAUGGUGACUUGGGGAUAUUUUGAAGUUAAUUGCCCACCUGAAUGUCAAUUUUAAAUAUUUCUCUUACUAAGGCAAUCAAAAUUAUGUAUAAAUAACCAAUGUGUCAUGUAUGGAAAAGGUAUUCCUGAUUUAUAAUUCUAGUGGUACUGUGGUGUGGCAGUAUGAGAAAAUGCCUGGCUAAAGAGUAUUUUUAAAUGAGCAGUUGUCUUGCUUACUUGAUGUGUAUUUUACAGGCUUAAUUGAGUUUGUGAGUGACAGGAAAACAAUCAUUCCUUAGUUUUUCAUUGUGGAACUGAAACAUUUCUAUAAAGUGCAUUUUUAGGUGAACUUGUAGAUGCAGCAGUAACAGUUGAUCAAGUGUAGUAUUUCCCUGGUGGGAAUGUGGGACUUUUUACAUGAAACCAUAGAAAAUUUUCAGCUCUUUCUUGUACUCCAUAUAAUGAGGAGAAAGAAAAAACCUUGUUCCUGAAAGCUGAACUAGGUAGCAAUAUUUGGUAACAUGGCAUGACCACUUAAUGUUAGUAUUUAAAUGUGGAAAAUUGUAAAGCACACUUUGGCCAUCGCAGGCCUGAGAAUUAAAACUCUCUGUCAUUGGAACAAAAACUAAGGGGCAGCAUCCGUUUAUAAUGGGACCAGAAUACAAUUAAUACAGUUUAAUUGUAUACAUUACCAAAUACCCCAUUUUAAAAUUGCAUUCAUUGAGUGUGAGUAUAAAUUUAAGUCAAUACUUUUAGCCUGAGGAAAGCUUCUUUUCCUACUAAAUACAAGGUCCCCCUUUUUUCCGUUAUAAUUUAAUAAUUAUGCACUUAAAAUCAGAUACCAACCUGUAAAGUGCUAAUGGGUCUUUAAAGAACUUACCAGGGAGUUGAAAUUUCAUAUACUUUACCUGGUUAUUUGUAAAAAAGUCUUUUGAAACAGCUGUAAAACAUUUAAAAACUGUAGCAGAUACAUUGUUAACAUGCAACUGUAUGGUAGUCAAAGCAGAAACCUUACGUUUUAUCUAAUCUUGCACUGAAUUGAAAUGAUAAUAAAAAGUGAAAUGUUCAUUUACACAGAUUUUAUUUCCCACUUAUUGCUUAGCAUAGAAGAAGUAUGUUUAGUAUUAGAGGACUGACCAGCAAGAUUUAUUUCAGAUGAGAGAUAAGAACAUGAAAGCACCUUACUUUUUCGCACAUAUUGCAUUUAUUUAGUGCUGCUGAACAAUUCAGUAGUUAUAUCUGAACUUUGCCGCAAAGUGCUCUUUUAGUUAAAGCAUAUAAAGAAGAGUCUUUGCUUAAUUGCUUUGUAAAAAGAAGCAAUGGUAUUUUUUAUCCUAUAAGUAUAGUCUAACUUAAAAAGUUUUUCCUACAAAAUGAGUUUAUAUUGCUGUCUAAACUAUUGUGUAUGUAAACAGAGGUUUUUUUUUUAAAGGUGAGAGGGAGUCUGAGUUCUGUGUGUGUGAAAUGUUUCCCCAUUGAGUUAUUUCAAAGGUGUGUUCAUUCUAAAGUUUUCUGUUUUGCCCAGAGUAAAUGUACAGCUUGGUAAUUGAAUUUAAUUAAACUCCAAAUUUAUAAAUAUUUCUCCCCUUCUCCAGACACAUUUUUUAUGCCACUAUAAAGUGUGUGUACAGAAAAUACCUCCAAGGUUGAUUGAUACAUUAUUUUAUCAAUGUUGUUUAACACUGAAUCUCAAAGCGGCCAUUCAUUUUGAAGGUUAGGGUCAAGUUUGUUUUGUUUUUUUUAAGUCAGAUAUAAUAAGAGUGGUUCAGUUUGAGGAGUGGAGGACAGAAAGGAAAGACCAUGGUAAGUGAUUUUUAGAUGGAUACAAGUGGCGUGGGCUUUGGCUAUAGAGUUCAAUUUUAACAAGGGAUGUUUUGGGGUUUUUUUGUUUUCACUUGCAUGUUCUAUGGUUAACUGUCAAAGAGUGUAACAAAUUAUUUUAGCUUUUUCCAAUACUAAUUAUAUUGGUUCUAAAAAGCCUCCAUCAUUGUGGGGUGGCAUUUUUUUCCUUCACUUGUUGAACCAGGAGGGGGUAGUCAGUACAACCCAGGCAGUGACUUCUGAGAUCUUCAGCUUGGACAGAAUAUUCAGUCUCUUUGAAUUUCUCAUUGUACUGUACGUCUUGCCAAGUGUGAAACCAUAAUAUUUAGUUCAUGAAAAACUGAAGGUUACAGAUCAUUUUGCAUGAGUAAAGCCCAUUAGGGCUAAUGAAACUGACAUGUAUUUAGCCUUUAUGGUUAAAGGAAAAUGUUAAUGGCAAACAGAUUCACCAUUUACUAGCUUUGUGCAAUAUUAUAAUGGUAGAAGUAAAACACUAGCACAUUGUGCUUGGCUUUUAAGAAUGGCUGUAACACCAUCGCAUUAAAUGGACAGUGUGCACAGUGUGUUGUAAAUGCCAACUCUUGCAAAUUUACAGUACUUAAAAAUGCUCAAUUAACAUUCUAAGUAUUAAAAGUACAAAGAAAAACCUAAGCAAGCAUAUUUUAUAGCAAUACUAUGAAAUCUCCAAAAUUGUUCUGUUGCCUUUUGUUCUUUAGUGCAACUUCACUGCAUUGUAAUUAUUGUAUUGCUUUGUAUUUCAUGUUUUUUACACUCAUGACUUAAGAGAUAAGUACUUGUAAACCAAGUAUUGCAAUCACUUCUCUCUUCUUGUACAUGCAAUGUAACAACAUGCAGUUUUGGUGCUUAACAAUAUUCCUUUUUUUCUUUAAUAAAAGAUAUUUAUUGAGUUAACCUCUG